Messenger RNA from Hyaloperonospora brassicae, 1542 nucleotides. The record is from the annotation of a GenBank genome assembly. NCBI's taxonomy places the organism in Eukaryota, Oomycota, Peronosporomycetes, Peronosporales, Peronosporaceae.
AUGGCAGAGACAUACGUCGACGACGCUCAAGACAGGGGGAAAAGCGCGACCGCUGCGUCCGUUUGCCCGACGUCUUUGGAUGCCGGUGAGCGUUUUGGCCUUUUCAAGUUGUUUCCCGCUCCAGCUUCGGCUCGCAGUGGUCGAGCUACGGAUUUGUUGGCAAAGAACAAGACCCCGAGUCCAUCGUCGCCUCCAUUGCCAAUGGCUGCGGCGUUUGAAUUUCCGGCUCGUAUAGAGAAUCGGGCCGCUGCUUCGUCUGAUAUCUUGUGGUCCGUGGGGAGGUCAAACAAACGGGGCACACCUAGGAAAGACAGAAGGAAUGGCAAAAGCUCAUUGUCCGUAUCGUCCGUCGGGCGGUUGAGAACCCGUGUGGCAACGACUCGGAGUACGGCAGUGCCGUGCGAUGUCACCAACGACAACGACAUGAGAGUGUCAGAUGCGGGAGCGAACUUGUUUGCCUUUUCCAUGCUGCAGACUCGAUCGAGUCGAGGUUCUGGUCGUGCAAAUUCGAGCACGACAGCAUCGAAGAGCAAGAAGACGGGUGACUGUGCUGCAGUGGGUGCAUGUCAGUUCAAAGCUGAAGCGAAACUCUCGCGAGUCAAAGAGUCUGCAUUUCCACCGACUGUACCUUCGACCGCAUCAGUGGCCUCGGCAACAGCCUCGUCCAAGUCACAGUCGUUUUCGACGGUGGACCCGCUUGUGCUUCGCGCCCGUGCUGUUCUACAGGACUGUAUCAGGACCCGCAAGAGGGAACAAAGCAAUGCUCGGAAGCGCUCCAUUGAAGGGUGCUUUGGUGGAGACCAGUCUGAAAGCAAGUGGCAUGGCUGGCAUGAUGACUUUAUCUCGAAGCCUACGGAGUACGGAGUAGUAAGCCCUCGCUCAAGCUACAGCAGCGACGAUGAGCUUAAACAUAUUUCGUUGGUGGACCAGCCUUUGUGCUCGGAGAAGUCCGACCGGGGCUGCGAUAGCAAGCUGGCCCAAGAGGAGAUGUACCGCCAGAUUCUCGUGGGAGAUUUCGACCUCAGCAGCAGCCCAGAGUAUCGUUGCUUCAGCCCUUCGUUUGAAGAAAAGGGACUGCCCGUCGAAGUUCGGUAUCAGCUGCCGCUCGCGCUGGGUACAGCCAACGAAACUUGCAAAGAAUGCGCGAUUUGCCAACUUUAUUAUGGCAUAGGCGACCACAUCGUCACGCUUCCAUGUCAGCACUUCUUCCAUGCGUGUUGCGUGGACAAGUGGCUAUGGGACCACACGUCCUGUCCGCUUUGCCGAACAGAAGUCACUCUCGACCAGAUGACGGAAGCGCCCAGCAUGGCACACAAGUUCACCGAGUGUUCUCCCCUGGAUCGGGAAACGAUUCGCCGUCAACUGCGCUCUUCUUCGCUGCACACAGGCUUUCGGUCCGUCGUUCCGGUAGAAAUCGAUGAAUGUGAGCAAGCAGUGUCGCGCAUGGCUAUCGACGACGGCUUGGAAGCUGAAGAGGAGCCAAGUGGUCUUAUUUGCCCGACUCCCCACUUCGCCACACAUGUCCAGGACAAGCGACAGUGA